CAUCAGUACAAGUAUUAAUAAUUGAUGAAGUUGGAGAGACAUAUAAAGCAGUAAGGAUAGCCAGAAGUUCAGCAAGUGUAGAUGAAAAUGAAUUAAGAAGAAGUGUGGCAUUAAAGCAAUGGACGGAUAUAAAUUGUAAGGUGGAAGUAUUAGUAAAAUUAGCAGAAUAUGAAUGA
This is a messenger RNA of Funneliformis geosporum, 176 nucleotides long. The record is from the annotation of a GenBank genome assembly. Lineage: Eukaryota; Fungi; Glomeromycota; Glomeromycetes; Glomerales; Glomeraceae.